CAUGAAUUAAAGGAACAGUUCACCCCAAAAUCAAAAGUGCAUACACUGCUCAAAAAAUAAGGGAACACUUAAUGGUGACAGUGUAACACCAAAAUCAAUUAAACUAAAGGGAUAUCAAUCCGUCCAUUUAGGAAGCACAAGUGAUUGUGAAUCAGUUUCAGCUGUUUAGGUACAAAUUAAAGUGACAACAGGUGCAAUGGAGAGGCAAAGGCAAGACAACCUCCAAAAAAGGAAUGGUUUUACAUGUGGUGGCCACAGACAGUUGCUCUCUCCUUAUCCCUCCUGACUGAUUCUUCUCUAGUUUUGUCUGCUAGUGUCCUUGUCACUGCAUGAGGCAGUACCUGCAGCCCAAUCAGGUUGCACAGGUAGUCCAGCUCCUCCAGGAUGACACAUCCAUAGGUGCAAGAAGAGCACAGUCUUAAGAGCAUGAAGGAGAUACCAGGAGAUGGGCCAUUACACAAGGAGAGCUGGACACGGCCGUAGAAAGGCAUCAACCCAGCAGCAGGACCAGUAUCUGCUCCUUUGUGUGAGGAGGAACAAGAGGAGCACUGCAAGAGCCCUGCAAAAUGAGCUCCAGCAGGCUACUGGUGUGCAUGUUUUGGACCAAACUGUCAGAAACAGACUCCACAAGGGUGGCAUGAGGGCCCGAUGUCCCCUAGUGUGACCUGUGGUCACAGCCCAGCACCGUGCAGUUCAAUUAACAUUCAUCAGAGAACACCAGAAUUGGCAGGUCUGCCACUGGUGCCCCGUUCUCUUCACAGAUGAGAGCAUGUUCACACUGAGCACAUGUGACAGGCGUGGUGACAGUAUGCUGCCUGUAACAUAAUCCAGCAUUAGUGGUUUGGCAGUGGGUGAGUGAUGGUCUGGGGAGGCAUAUCCUUGGAGGGUCGCACAGACCUCCAUGUCAUAGCCAACAGUACCCUGACUGGUGUUAGGCACCUGGAUGAAACCCUCAAAGUGAUUGUCAGACUUUACGCUGGUGCAGUGGGUCCUGGGUUCCUCCUGAUGCAGGACGAUACCCAGCCUCAUGAGGGAUGAUGAAGGCACUGAUGCCAUUGACUGGUUCUCUAGUUCCUCUGACCUAAAUCCAAUUGAGCACCUAUGGGACUUUAUGUAUUGUGCAUCCGAUGCCACCAAGUACCACCACAGACUGUCCAGGAGCUCACUGAUGCCCUGAUCCAGGUCUGCCAGAGCUCUACAAAAUGACCUCCAGUGGGCUACUUGUGUGCAUGUUUCUGACCAAACUGUCAGAAGGCAGACAUCUCUACAGCCGAACUGUCCCUUUAACGCCCAGUUUCCAUUAUUUCUUGCUUUAACAAGUCAACCAUUUGAGUUACUGACUAAAGUCAGGUGGUUAAACAUUUAUUUUGACCUGAGCCUUAAUAAGAAAAGUCUACCUGAGUUUGGCCCACACGUCAUCUGCUGAGUGAAAAUGGUGGAAUUUGGAGAGAUUCUGAGAACUAUCGGCGACUUUGGAUUCUUCCAGAAGCUCAUUCUUUCUGGGAUAACCUUACCAAACAUAUUACUGCCCAUUUUAUUUUCUAGUUUUCUUUUUAUUGAGUCAGAUCCAGAGCGACACUGUAACACAGACUGGAUCCUGCAGGCUGACUCUAACCUGACCACAGACGAGCAGCUGAACCUGACUCUGCCUAGGGAAGAGGAUGGAACCUUCAGCAAGUGUCGGAUGUUUGUCCCUGUGGACCGGGACAUUGGUGCCAUCAGGGAGUACGGACUCAAUGAGACCACAGGGUGCCAGAAUGGAUGGGUUUAUUACAACACGCUAUACGAGGCCACCAUAGUCACUGAUUUUGAUCUCGUCUGUGAAAAAUCUAACAUGGCUCACGUUGUGCAGACAGUCUUUAUGGCUGGUUUACUUGCUGGUUCAUUCAUCUUUGGACCCUCAGCAGAAUCGCACGGCCGGAGGAGAGCAACCCAGAUACCAGCCGUAAUUCUGCUGAUAUUCAUCAUAGUUGCGGGCGUGUCUCCAAAUUUGUACGUUUACAUAGUGUCACAGUUUAUAGUUGGAGCUGCACUCGGAGGAUACAGAAUUAACUCCACUGUAUUGGCUACAGAGUGGAUUGGGAUCACCAAGAGGUCCUUUGCCUCCUGUAUGAGCCAGAUGUUUGCAGCUGUUGGACAGUGUGUCAUGGCUGGUCUGAUCUAUGUCAUCCGUGACUGGAGAGUGGCGCAGUAUGUCAUGGCAGGAGCACAGGCCUUUGUAUUGCUGUACAUAUGGUGGAUUCCUGAAUCUGCACGGUGGUUGCUUGGACGGGGCAGAACCGAAGAAGCGAAUAUGUUGAUACGUCGAGUUGCAGCAAUCAAUAAAAAGCAAAUCCCAGACAAUCUGCUGGACGAGAUCACUGGGGACCGAGAAGUCAAAAGUGGAGGACUCAAAGCUGUUUUUGCCUCCGCAGUCCUGAUUAAAUAUUUAAUCAUCAUAUCUUUCGCUUGGUUUUCAUUUAAUCUAGGCUACUUCUGCCUCGUUCUGAAUGUGGGUAAGCUUGGUCUGAACAUCUUCCUGGUUCAGUUCCUGUUUGGGAUCUUUGAGAUGCCGGGACAUCUCCUCUGUAUCUGGGGCCUGGAGCUGAUAGGGAGAAAAAAAUCCCUGACGUUAACCCUCCUGGCAGGCAGUGUUAUUUGCCUCUUAACGCUGGCGUUCCCUCAAGACAAUGCUAUUGUCAUCACGGCCCUCUCAACUGUUGGGAAGUUCUUUCUGAACUGGGCCGGUUCAGUGUGUAUGGUCUACAGUCAGGAGCUGUUUCCUACUUCUGUCAGACAAACAGCUGUGGGCUUGGCCUCUAUAGCCUACAGAGCAGGAGGUUUAGUGUCUCCGCUGCUCAACAUGUUGGAUGUGUACCACUGGUCCAUACCUGUCAUAAUCUACAGCAGCCUUUCACUAAUCAGUGGCGCGCUAAGCUUCCUACUUCCUGAGACCAGGAGAACAGAGCUUCCUGAUUCAACUGCUGAGGCCGAGGGCAACAGGAAUAUGACCACCAAGAAGACAGGAAGUGACUCCAACAUGGCCGAACACAACAUCAAAAAAUCCACCAGACUCUAAUUGGAAUACUGUAUUUUUUACCUCCACCAAAGAGGUUACGCUUUUUGUUCGGUUUGUCUGUCAGCAGGGUUACAUGAAAACUACUGGCCUGAUUCUCAUGAAACCUGGAGGAAGGUUGAAGGACCGAAUCAAAGAGAGGAUACACAAAUUAAUUUUCUUUACAUUGCCAGAUAGGGUUUUUGGUCUUGCCGUAAUAAAUGCCAUGCAUCUUAAAAUCCAGAAGACAGUUGUGAAGUUUGAAGUAGUAAUAUGAUGAUCGGAUAGCAACCAUGAUUGUAUCAACGCUGUUUCCUAAAACUAAGGUGUGGCCGUGGAAACGUAAAUACAUACACGUCAUGCAACUGAUUAUAUUCUUACUCACAUCUUAAUUUGCAAUAAACUUCUCUAAAGAUGUUCAGGAAAAAUGUCCCAAUUUUAUGCUUCACAAGAACAAGCAAUAAUAUUGACCAUGAAGUUUGCACUUGUGGCAUGGGCGUAAUCCAGGGGAAGGUACACUGGGGACACCCCUCCUCCACUUCAGACAAAACUAACAUGUUUUAUCUACUGGUAAGCCA
Epinephelus lanceolatus (giant grouper) is the source of this 3612-nucleotide messenger RNA. Its product is annotated as solute carrier family 22 member 13-like. The record is from RefSeq and is a predicted model, not a curated record. Gene Ontology annotation, biological process: transmembrane transport. Lineage: Eukaryota; Metazoa; Chordata; Actinopteri; Perciformes; Serranidae. Gene Ontology annotation, cellular component: membrane. Gene Ontology annotation, molecular function: transmembrane transporter activity.